This is a messenger RNA of Clavispora lusitaniae ATCC 42720, 3246 nucleotides long. RefSeq names its product rRNA-processing protein (gene UTP21). Gene Ontology annotation, cellular component: small-subunit processome; Pwp2p-containing subcomplex of 90S preribosome. Gene Ontology annotation, biological process: rRNA processing. Lineage: Eukaryota; Fungi; Ascomycota; Pichiomycetes; Serinales; Metschnikowiaceae. Gene Ontology annotation, molecular function: protein binding. The record is from RefSeq and is a predicted model, not a curated record.
AUGGAAUAUGACAGGAAACGUGACGUUUUGUACAUCCUACAUAUUUCGCAACAUUAUCAACUAGGCUACUCUUUCUGUCCAGAACAAUACAAGUCCUUCGCACCUCACUUAGUAAUAAAGUUCAUGAAUGUUGAUAUAAUAGAGCCUUUCAAUAGGAUCCAUCUUCCAGGCUCGUCCAAGAUUACAUCACUUCUUAUUGACGAUGGUACGCUUUUCCUUGGUCUUUCAAAUGGUGAUCUUACCAUUAUGAAAACGAACGCGGAGCCGGAAAUAACCAAGAACUCACCUAGAUCAGUCAAGAGCUUCAGGUCAUUCAGUGAUAUCAAAAAGUUGUUCAAUGAUAAUGAACAAAGUCGGUUGUUUCGGAUAGAGAAGACUUUCAAAAAUGUCACUGCGAAUCAAACACCAAUCGUUGCCCUCAAAUCCCUCCCUCUUUUCAAGGAUAACAGGAAAGUGAUCUUGGUUGGAAGCUCAGAAAUGCUUCAAGUGUACGAAUGGGUUGGGUCUCAUUUGAAUUUGUUAAUUAAAUUCGAAGAAUCAAAGUACUACACAACUUUUGGGUUUAUGGAAGUCAAGGACCAGAAACUAUUAUUUGUUGGAGUUAAGAAAAAACUUAUAGUUUUCACCAUUUUCCAAAAGUCACGGAAUGUUGUUGACUAUGUUAAUUCUCGUGAAAUACUCCUUAAAGAACGUUUAAAAACCCUCGCAUGUUAUCCUCACCAAGAAAAAGUUCUUUGUGCCCUGACAAACCUUUUACUAUUUAUGGACGUUAAUGGGAAUACCAUAGAGGAAAUAUCUACAGCUGACUCUAACAUCUUUAACUUCUCACAAGGCUCGUCAUUCAAUUACUUUGGUCUUAACAAUACGACUCCAUAUAUAAAGAUUGUUCCGGUUGACGAAGAUAACUCGAUUGUUGUUCGCGGCUCCCAAUUCGGAUCUAUUGAACACAAAAAUGGAACUGGCCUGGUUUGCGACACGAAUGUGAAACUUUCUACUGGCCUUAUCGACUUUGCAUACUUGCAUCCGUGUUAUGCCCUACUCAUUUAUAAUAAGAGAUUUGAGAUAGUAAACAUCAAAGAUGGAACCAAAAUUCAAGAUUUCUAUCACCAGUUGAGCUCGGCUCAAAUCUGUCUAGAUUCAGAAGGUGAUAGUGUGUUCAUUGGUUCCGGCUCAAACAUCUUUCAAUUCAAUAUUCUUCCCUACCAAAAACAGUUGGAUCAAUUCUUAUCCAUAAAGGGAACGAACAGCAAAUCUAAACUUAACAAAGAUAUGAGUAAGGACCUUAAGCUUCAAGGUUUGGAAGAGGCAUUAUCUUUAAUAAGCAAUGUCAACGAAAAGGACGAUUUCUUCAAGGACCAGAGUGAUACUCACAUUCUCAAUAAGAAGAUGAAGCAAUUGUUCUUGCGUGACUUGUAUAAAGAAAAGGCGUUCAUCUAUUUCGAAGAAUACUCAUUGUAUCACGAGGCCUUGGUUGAUAUUGCAUCUGAAUGGGUAUUGUCAUGCAGAGAUAUCCUUUCUUUAUUCCCCGACUUUUUAAAUGGAGAAUAUCGAAUAGCUAAAGAGGUGACGAAGUCAAGACGCUCCAAGAGUAUCGUCAGGAAGGUUAGCAUAAAUGAAGCAGACAAUACGAAAUUCAAUUAUCUUGGUGUCUCAGAUUCUCUCACGGAAUCUGAAGCCGUGGGUUCGUUUGAGCGUCCCAAUGUUGCAUUGAUUGAUCCCAGAUCAAAGGAAGACCGAAAACAGCAAAAGAUACUGUAUUUCCGUAAAGCCGUCAACUAUUUGAUUGUUUACUUAACCGACCAGCGCCGAAUACAUUCGAAUUUCAUGGCCAGUUCACAAAAAGUUCCUUUCAUUAACUGGAAAAGUGUUAGUCUAAGCGUUUUUGACAUCUAUCCAGAUAUUUCGCCAGAUAAUGUUGAAGCUCGCCUAUUACACAUGGCAUCCGUGAUAGACACAUCUCUAUUCUUGUGCUACUAUUACACUAAGCCAAUGCUUCUAGGGCCUUUGCUACGCUUACCGAACAACAAAUGUGAUGCUGAAACUGUUAAUGAAUGUCUCUUGAAAUCUUUACAUGCACAUACAUCUGAGCUGCAAAAUUUCAUGAAAGAGUUGCUUGACUUCUACUUUGGUCGUGGUCUUCACGGAGAUGCUUUGAACAUGAUGAAAAAACUCGCUCAUGAAAGCAGUGAACAUAAUGGCGACUCUUUUGACGAGUUUCUAAAGGGUCCAGAUAUGACAAUAGCGUACAUGCAACGCCUUGGUAAUGAGCAUUUAGAUCUCGUGUUGAAGAAUGCAUUCUGGAUAUUAUCUGAAAAUAAAGGAGACCUGGCACAGAAUGCCCGAGCCAUCUUUAUGAAUGACUCUUACGAAUGCGAAAGCUAUGAUAACUUCAAAGUUUACGAUUUCCUCAAGAAUACAAUGAAGAGAGACGAUCUUACUAUAUUAUACCUUGAAUGGCUUCUCAAUGAAAGCGAUAUUUUGGACUCAAUAACCAAAAAAUCGUUAGUGGUGAAGCUAUCAACUAAACUCUGUCUCCUUUAUUUGAAAAGUUUGAAGUCAUUAAAAGUUUCUGAUGAAGAAUUUUCCAAGAAUGAAUGCUUCUUGAGUUUGCAUCGCAUCCUCAGCACUACUAACAAUUACGAGCCUUGGACAGUUCUUAAAAAUAUACCCACAAGUGAAGACAGAUUCCUCGGUUUCACGAUUUUUAUCUAUAAGAGAUUGGGAGAGCACCAGAAAUCAGUCGAUGUGCUUUUUAAUCAACUAUCCGAUUUGGAUGGGGCCAUGAAAUAUUGUGCGGAUGUAUACGGUCAACCCCAUAACAAAGAGGUUGGUCAGAACCUUUUGCACAAGCUCUUAGAGGAUUUACUCAUGCACUAUGGCGAGAAUCAAAGCAGAGUCGUCAAGUUGCUUGAGUUGCAAGGAGAUAAAAUGGAUAUUUUGCGAAUUCUCACAGCAUUACCAAACAGUUUCCCACUACAUAAAGUUCGAUUGUUCUUUCAUGAAACACUCCGCAAACAGGACGAGCUGUUGAAUGCAUCCCGGAUAACUAGCCAAUUGUAUAAGGUCGGUUCAAUCAAGGUGCGAAACAAGUGGUUAGAAACGCAAUCUGCUUCAGUAACCAUCAAUUCGGGGAAGCAAUUAUGCAACAUAUGCCAUACUAAUUUAGGCUAUAGCGUUCUCUGCAUUGAUACAGAUGGCCAAGUCGUUCAUUAUGGGUGUUUGAACAAGAGAAAAACAGACAAGUGA